Molecule: messenger RNA, 411 nt
Organism: Cladophialophora immunda
Lineage: Eukaryota; Fungi; Ascomycota; Eurotiomycetes; Chaetothyriales; Herpotrichiellaceae
Exons: 1
Coding region: 1-411 (136 amino acids)
Biological process (GO): protein phosphorylation
Molecular function (GO): protein serine/threonine kinase activity; ATP binding
Source: RefSeq, a predicted model, not a curated record
AUGCUCUCGAGACACCCGACCUUUCGAACUCGGAGGCGACCUCUGGUCCGUGGCGUUUUGCAACAAGCUCUUGAGGAAAAGGGAGGGCAUCCGCCUGAUAUGUACACUGAUGCAGCAGAACUGAUGGAACGUGUGCUCCUCGGGGAUUCGGACCCGGCGGUUUGGAAACAAAGUCGGCAGGGGAUCCAGCUUGUCGAGGAAGAUGUCUGGUUGGCUGAUGUCGUGUGGAAUGGUCUUCUCAGACAGAGAUUGAGGCCCCCAUACGUGCCGCCGACAAAAGCUGCUGCUGGAGGCGCCAGCCCGUGUUACAUGGAUGAGGAUGACGGACACGGCGCGGCGGAGGACGACGGAAGGCUGAGGGACGAGCGGGCCCCUGGAAGGGUUGCAUGCUGGCCUGCCGUCCGGACCUGA